CUCAUUUUUCAGUGCACGUCCAGUGGCCGUCGCUCCUCUGUAAGAAUGGAUUUAUCUCCAAGAAAACGAAUACGCUUUUACCAUCUAUUUGAGCUGUAAAACCUUUUAAAAUUAACACAUGGCAUAGAAUAUCGUGUUUGUCCGUGGACUGCUCCGGUUGGGAUGAUAAUAGGGGUUUCUUUUCGAAGCCGCGGUGCGUUCAAUGACCAUCAUAUUGCUUUAAAAUGAAGAUGGGCUGUAUGAAAUGAUGGGGAGGGUCGUGAGGAUGUACGCACGAUCGACUUAACAUGCACUCUACCAAGGUGGCAGACAUGGCAGAGGCAGAAGAUCCUGUGAUCAUCAACCUUUGUAGAAGAAGAAUGUUGACUUUGAAGACAUUGGGAGUUUUAUAAAACCCGGAUUAUAAAAUGAACGCCACUGUUACCCCACCGGACCUGCUGGAUGUGCCGCGACAGCAGAACUUCAGCAGCAACCUGGGCGCGCAGAGUCCAUCGGGCUGGGCCGUGAUCCACACCGCCACCUUGACCUUCUGCUCUCUCCUCCUCGUCUUCAUCUUCCUCCUGGGCUCUUACGGCAACCUCGUGGUGUUCCUGUCCUUCUUCGACCCCAUGUUCCGCAAAUUCCGCACCAACUUCGACUUCAUGAUCCUCAACCUGUCCUUCUGCGACUUGUUUAUCUGCUGUGUGACCGCUCCCAUGUUUGCCCUGGUGCUCUUCCUGGACGCGGGCGGAGGGGACGGUGUGUCCAAGAGUUUCUGCUUUGCGUUCCACUUGACCAGCUCGGGCUUCAUCAUCAUGUCGCUGGAGACGGUGGCGGUCAUCGCUCUGCACAGGCUGCGCAUGGUUUUGGGGCAGCAGCCCAACCGCACCGCCUCUUUCCCUUGCACCUUAACCCUCACCGCCCUGCUGUGGACUUCCAGCUUCACCCUGGCCGCCCUGCUAACCAUGCGAGCGUACCCCCGCAGAGACGGACCGUGCUUGCCCCACUUUGGUUUUGGAGGGGGAAAGGCCAGGGUCGUGUUGUACGUCUACCUGGCAGACUUUGCUUUUUGUGUCGCCGUGGUGUCUGUAUCCUAUCUUAUGAUUGCGCAGACGCUAAGGAAGAACGCACAAGUGAGAAAAUGUCCAGUAAUCAGCGUAGAUGCCACUUGCCCGCCACCUCCACCACCUCUCCUCGCAGCGGGCUUUGAGAACAUGCAGUGUGCUGUUCCUGCCCCGCCUCUGUACCGCAACCAGACUUACAACAAACUGCAGAACGUUCAGAUACACUCGUAUGCCAACAAAACCAGCCAGCCUCUUGUUCCCGGAGCUGCACAAGGAGCCACUUGCUGCCAGCUCGUCUCCACGGUCAACCUGGCCACCGCCAAAGACUCCAAGGCGGUCGUCACGUGCGUGGUGAUCGUGUUCUCGGUGCUGCUGUGCUGCUUGCCGAUGGGAGUCUCUCUGGCGCAGGACGUUUUGUCGCCGGAAAGCAGCUUUGCGCAUUACCAGAUUGAACUGUGCGGCUUUGUGCUGAUUUUCCUCAAGUCGGGAAUCAAUCCCUUUGUGUACUCGCGCAACAGUGCGGGCCUCCGCCGCCGCGUGCUGUGCUGCGUGCAGUGGGCCGCUCUGGGCUUCCUCUGCUGCAAAAACAAGACUCGCCUGCAUGCGAUGGGGAAGGGCAGCUUGGAAGUCAACCGCAAUAAAUCCUCCCACCACGAGACCAACUCGGCCUAUGUGCUGUCGCCUAAGCCACAGAGGAGGCUGGUGGACCAGGCGUGCGGACCCAGUCACUCCAGGGAUUGUGUGGGGAGUCCAAAGGCCACAGGUGCUCGCAAGCCCCGCCCUCCGAGCACCUCUACGCCUAUCAACACGCGCAUCGAGCCCUACUACAGUAUAUACAACAGCAGCCCCUCUGCAGGGCCCAGCUCGCCCACCAGCCUGCAGCCCGUGAGCUCUCAGACGUUCGCGUUUGCCAAGUCGUACGUAGCGAUGCACUACCACACUCAUCAAGACGCACUGCAAGACUUUGAGAGCAGCUCAGUGCACCAGAUUCCUAUUCCCUCGGUCUGAUUAAAGAACUGCUAAAUCAGAAAGGUUUGGACCAUAAGUCAAAAGAGGAACAUGACAACAACCCAUUUGAUGUAUUUGGAAAUCUGUAUUAACCCUUUGUUCUCUUCGGCAGUGGAAAUACUUGUCACGUUUUCUUGAGUGGGGAAAUUUCAGUAUCAGAAUUACAAGCCUUGCCAUGGAAACCAAGCAAUAGAUUUGUCAUGAAAGUGUCUCAAAAAAUGUUAUUUGCUGUUAAUGAAUAGACCGUAUUCCCAAAGUGUCCAUGUUCUUCUUAUAUCACAGUCAGGGCUGGAAGUUCAAAUGCUGUAUUAAUGUCAUACUGCUGCACUGAGGUAGUGUAGGCUACGUGACAAAUCAAAUCAUUUGAAAUCUUCUACAGUAUAUUGAUCGACAAAUGAGAAGACGGUGGGACAACAGGCCAUAUUUUGAAUUAAAUCAACAUAUUUGAUCCCCUAUGAACUAUCAUGGACAUAGACCAUAAGAUUUAAAUAAAGAAUAUUUGAUAACCUGCCAUAGACACAUUGGGAUGUUAAUAUUUAACAACUUUUAAACCAACAAUGUGUUAGCUAUGAUUUACUACCUUACCUUUCAUGUUAGCAUUUCCUAUCAUUUCAGCUAUUAAUUAGCCUAAUGCUAAUGUUAGCACUGUCAGAUAGGAGCUAAUAGGUAGAAAAUGGAAAAUUGUCAAGACAUUGAGCCUUAUUUUUGGUGACUUACAGACAGCAGAGAGUGGUAACUCCCUAACUAGCUUUGAAUAACUUCCAUUCCUAUAAUAUCAAACUCCUCCUUUGCUAGCAGUAAUUUACGCCAUGCUGAAUGCUAUAAUGCACCCUGUCAUUGUGUAGCUAACUAAUGGAUGCAAAAUGGAAAACUAAAUUGGGCCAUAUGUAUGUAAUAAAUAAAGACAACAGGGAGUGUUGACAUUUAACAAGUCCCUAACCAAUAGCCUAUUAUGUUACCUUUCCUUUAGUAUAAAAUUGUAAUAUUGCUUUCUGCCAUUUCCUCUUACGUUAACAUCCACUACAAAUUGGCUAAAUGCUAAGUUAGCACUGCCAUAUGGUAUGUUUUAUUAUUUAUUCAGCCUUUAUUUAACCGUGUCAGUCCCAUUUUUCAAAGGAAACCUGCCAAUUAUAGCAGCAACACAGAGUUUCAACAUCAAAAACACUCAAACUCAUACAGUAGGCCUACACAAGAAAUUAAUCAGCUAAAACAGUUUCAUACAGAAAGUUUGGAUUCAAGACUCGACACUAAGGAAAUAAGGCAUUUUAAAACUAAUUGUACGACAACUUCUAAUAAUAUUUGAUGACCUACCAUAGACAAUAGUGAAUGUAGUCACUUAACUAUCAUUAACUUUGAAUAACUGGCUUUUAAUUUAUAACAAGCUGUAAUAUUAGCAUUCUGUCAUUUUAUAUCCGUUAGAAAUUAGCGGGAUGUUAACAUUAGCUCUGUCUCUUGGUAGCAAAUGGGUUAAAAAUACAUUCAUACCUUUUGUUUUUAAAGAUAUUGGCCUGAUGUUACUUAGGAUUUCUCACUGAACCGAUUAAAGACGCUGAGAAUGCCGGAGAGAUGAACAACAACAUGUCUGACUCAGAACUUAGAGAAGAGUAGUAAAAGAUUGUCACCCUGACUGUGACAUUGGAGGAAAAUGGCUGACCUGUGAACAUGGUUGAUUGAUUUAUUGACUUGUUGUUUUACUGAAUGCAUUUUGCAUUAAUCUGCCCCAGUGUUGCACACGCAUGUGCCAAUAUAACCCAAGACUUCAUGACAGCCGGAGUCUGCAGUGGUUGGUCUCGCUGCUGUCUCCGCUCCGUUUGGAGUUUUUUCAGCGCUGACAUCAGCUGCGGCAGCGUUGGGGCUGUGAUGAAUGUCUGCACAGGCUCACACAUGGCUGUCGAUGGCAUGUGGUUGCACUUUUGAUGGACUUUUGCUUCUUCAGACAAAUGUAUUUGUGAACCUCAUAAAGUUUUCAACACAAUAAAUGUUCGGCAAGUGCAGACGUUCAGUGCUUUCACUUAUUUCCGCUGAAACAAAUCGCUCACUUUGU
Molecule: messenger RNA, 4095 nt
Organism: Labrus bergylta (ballan wrasse)
Lineage: Eukaryota; Metazoa; Chordata; Actinopteri; Labriformes; Labridae
Gene: gpr75
Product: G protein-coupled receptor 75
Biological process (GO): G protein-coupled receptor signaling pathway
Cellular component (GO): membrane
Molecular function (GO): C-C chemokine receptor activity
Source: RefSeq, a predicted model, not a curated record